Messenger RNA from Necator americanus (New World hookworm), 399 nucleotides. RefSeq lists its product as uncharacterized. Bases 1 to 399 code for a protein of 132 amino acids. The record is from RefSeq and is a predicted model, not a curated record. Lineage: Eukaryota; Metazoa; Nematoda; Chromadorea; Rhabditida; Ancylostomatidae. The transcript is spliced from 3 exons.
AUGAUUCAGAGCGGCGCAGCAGUGACCUUUGUUGCCGUCGGCUAUGGUAGAGAGACUUCGUCUCGGCAGGCUCAACCAUGCCACAAAGAAGCUAAUGCGUCCCCCAGAAGCGACGCACAUUGUCUUUGCCCUGGCAAUGUGACAAAUAUGCAAGGGCUACCGGCUAGAGGACGGAGCCGGUUAAACAAAAAGUCUCAGAAAGGCCGUGUUGACAUAUGCUGUGUACAGGAGACUCGCUUUAAGGGCUCUAAUUCAAGGGAAUUAUGGGAUGGCUACAAGCUCAUCUACCACGGCACAUCAAGUCGUAAUGGUGUCAUAUUGAACGAGAAGUUCAGAAUCGGCGUCACAACAGUGGAUCGACUAUCGGAUCGCCAAGUGGCUGUUAAAAUAGACAAAUAG